Messenger RNA from Stomoxys calcitrans (stable fly), 798 nucleotides. RefSeq lists its product as uncharacterized. The record is from RefSeq and is a predicted model, not a curated record. The transcript has 2 exons. NCBI's taxonomy places the organism in Eukaryota, Metazoa, Arthropoda, Insecta, Diptera, Muscidae. The coding region runs from base 75 to 713 and encodes 212 amino acids.
UAUCUUUUUGUAUAAAAAUUCAGAUAUCCUGAAAAUGUCUGCUUUAGUAUUUUGCCAACUGCAGCAAGGGACGCAUGCAGCUUACCUUAAACGCAAGAGCAACAUACAAAAAUAUGGAAACGAAUUAUCCCAUGCUUUUGCUUCUCAUUCUCCUAUCGUUCGCCAAAUUCGGUGUACAGGCCGCACCGAUGAGAGGUGAGACCACAUUCAAUAAUGAAAUCAUGAAUGAUGUUCUAUUGGACUUGGAUGGGGAAUCACCCAAAUUAUGGGAUCUCAAAAGGAAGUAUACCUACAAUCUAGGAGAUGAGAAGCCUACUGAAAUAUUAUGGAAAAAGGAUGUUUUUGAAAAGGACAUGGAUGAUGCAGGAUUAUUCAAUGACUUUAGUGUUUUGAUAAGGAGUUCCGCAGGCUCCACCUCCACCAGCACAACGACAACAACUCCCAAACCCACAAAGGCAGGAUUCUGGCAAAGAAUUAAAGCCCUUAUAUGCAAUGAUUUUGACUACUCCAAGGCAGCGGAGCAAAGUGGCAGUCUUUUGGAGCCCAUCGUUGAGGUCAUCGAUGACGUCGAACGCAGCGAAACUUGGAAAACUGUCAGCAAAUAUGCAUCGAAAACUAAAGAUGUAGUCGCCGAAAAUGUUGAUGAGUUGGGUGAUAAAUUGAUAAUCUGGAAAGAUGACUUAAAGGAUAUGAUGAAAAAAAUUAACUUCUAAAAAUUGCAGAUCUUAUAAAAUUUAAAAAAAAAUAUAUAUAAAAAAUAAACCAAAAUUUUCUCAUUUUGGAAAUACCACAAAAAAA